Messenger RNA from Nyctereutes procyonoides (raccoon dog), 590 nucleotides. Its product is annotated as keratin-associated protein 6-1-like. The record is from RefSeq and is a predicted model, not a curated record. NCBI's taxonomy places the organism in Eukaryota, Metazoa, Chordata, Mammalia, Carnivora, Canidae. The transcript has a single exon. The annotation marks the transcript as partial.
AGUGAUACUUCUCUUCUCCUUCUCUACCCAAGCACAAUCUCAACAACCAGCACCAUGUGUGGCAGCUACUAUGGAGGCUGUGGCUAUGGACGCUACGGCUAUGGAGGCUGUGGCUACGGAGGCUGCGGUUAUGGAGGCUGUGGCUAUGGAGGCUGUGGCUAUGGAGGCUAUGGCUACGGAGGACUGGGCUGUGGCUAUGGUUCCAGCUAUGGCUGUGGCUUCCGCAGACUGGGCUGUGGCUAUGGCUGUGGCUAUGGCUGUGGCUAUGGCUCUGGAUGUGGCUACUACUAAUGGAGGUCACCAUAGGAGACUCUCACCCUCUACACCUGGAGGUGGGAUUCAUCCGUUCUGAGCCCCACAGGUUCUGAGCUUUGCUGAAGACUUGCCUUCUGGAGCCCUUUGGGUUGAAUACAGCAAUCUUUUUCCUUCCUGUAUUUAAUUCAUGUGAAGUGGGAGCAUGUGAAAUUCAUCCUGAGAAUGUGUGGUCUCUCAUUGGAAUGAUGCUGCUGCCAUAGAUCCUCCCUUUUGGCGUUCAAGCAGGAACCAUUUCUCUAAUUUCUCAAUAAAUUCAUUCAGUCUGGAAUAAUUAA